GGCAAGGGGAGCGGCGCAGUGGCGCAUGUCCAAGGAGAGGGUGACCCCACAGGGCGAGGAGAUGCCGCAGUUGCGGACGCAGGCCGCCCUGGAGUGCGACUUCGGCGUCGAGCAGCAGCAGGGAUCGGCGGCGGCGGCCGCCGACGGGCGCAGCUUCCAUGACAGCGCGCUGGGGGAAUUGAGCGGCGACAGUGAAGAGGCCGAAGACGAGGCCGCUGCUAAGGAGACGGCCGCCGCGGCUGCUGCCCCCGAGGAGAAGGCCGCCUCCGCUGCCGCCUCGGCGGCUGCCCACGAGGACCAGGCCCUGGCGGCCGCGUCGAAGGCUCCGCCCUCGAAGAAGAGGAAAAGGGCUUUGGAGUUCAAGGCGAACGUCGGCAUAUUGACCGCGGAGAGCUACGCGCAGUACCUGAAGGCGCAGCUCGACCGCCCGCAGUUGCGGCUCUCGCAGCGUCAACAGCAGCGGCAGCACCGGCACAUUCUCCAGGAGCACCCGUUGCAGCAGCGCCCGCAGAUGCCCCCGCAGCGGCAGCAGCAGCUCAAGAACCAGCGGGCGGAGGCCACCAUCCAG
Molecule: messenger RNA, 568 nt
Organism: Prorocentrum cordatum
Lineage: Eukaryota; Dinophyceae; Prorocentrales; Prorocentraceae
Source: the annotation of a GenBank genome assembly